Meloidogyne enterolobii is the source of this 265-nucleotide messenger RNA. Lineage: Eukaryota; Metazoa; Nematoda; Chromadorea; Rhabditida; Meloidogynidae. The record is from the annotation of a GenBank genome assembly.
UCAGAACUUACUAGUUACAAUCAAUAAAGAGAUUAAUUUAAUAAACACUACUCUUCAAACCCUCAAAGAACAUAAACACGGAAUUAUGGUAGACAUGGAAAAAAUUUACAAUUAUGUCAGUGAACUUAACAACCAAGCGAUUAUAAAGGAAGUAGACCAUUCAAUUACGGGAACUAGUCGACAGAACCAGCAUGGGCCAAACCGACCACGCCAACGUAAACGAAAACGUGGUGAGGAAUAUCCCAAAUCUGUUUCAAGGAAUUGA